Messenger RNA from Apus apus (common swift), 7298 nucleotides. It is a transcript of the gene PDE10A, whose product is annotated as phosphodiesterase 10A. Gene Ontology annotation, molecular function: protein binding; 3',5'-cGMP-stimulated cyclic-nucleotide phosphodiesterase activity. Lineage: Eukaryota; Metazoa; Chordata; Aves; Apodiformes; Apodidae. Bases 1 to 3162 code for a protein of 1053 amino acids. Gene Ontology annotation, biological process: negative regulation of receptor guanylyl cyclase signaling pathway; signal transduction. The transcript is spliced from 22 exons. The record is from RefSeq and is a predicted model, not a curated record.
AUGUCCAACCCGGAGAAGCGGAUCUUAUCCCGCCCCUCGGCCCCCCUGGCUACGGCACCCGGGGAAAAGCCCGGCUCCGGCAGGCGGCCGCUCCACUCCCAUGGCCAGAGCGGCGGAGGUGGAGGCAGCGGCGGGUCUCCUCCUCCUCCCCCCGCUCCUGGAGGCGGCUCGGCUGCCUGCAGCUCCCUCUCUCUCCACCUAACAACCAGCAGCAGCAGCAGGAGCCGUGCUGCAGGGACAACCUCCUCCGCCGCCUCCGCCAGCAUCGUCCCCAGAGCGGCAGCGGCUCCUUUACUCGCUCCAAUCCCCUCCUUUUCCUCCUCUUCUCCAUCUUCUUUUUACUUCUUGCCGCCGCCUCCUCGUUUCCCCUCCUCGUCUUCCUUUAACCUCACAAGUCUCCAAGGGAGGGAAGGAGGAGGAGAGGCAGCGAGAGCGGCAGGAGGAGGAGGAAGAGAUGUUGGUGGAGCAGCAGCAGCUCACUUGAUCGCCCAUCCAGGCAGCAGCGGCAGGAGGAGACUCUUCUGCUCUUCCUCCAUCCAGGGCUUGCUGCUCCGUUCCGCAGCCGGCGGCCCCCGGCAGCACCACUCCCGGCUCCUCCUCUCCCGAGCCACCUCUCGUCCGUGGUCCUGCAAUUCCCUGGGUGCUGCAGCAGUAGCAGCCCGCGGCGACGGGAUCCGGGGAGGCGACGGCCCCGGCGGGAGCAGGACUCCUAGGCGGCAGCAGCAGCAGCCGAGAGGCGCCUUCUUCUCCUUCUCGUCUCCCCUGCUCCUAGGGCCAGACAUGGAAGAUGGAUCUAAUUCUGCAAGCUGCUUUAGGAGGUUUACGGACUGUUUCUUGAACACAAGUUUAACAGAUGAAAAAGUGAAGGCCUAUCUUUCUCUUCACCCCCAGGUACUGGAUGAGUUUGUGUCAGAAAGCGUGAGUGUGGAAACUGUGGAAAAAUGGCUAAAAAGGAAAAAUAACAGACAGGAAGAUGAAUCGACUCCUAAAGAAGUCAGCAGGUACCAGGAUACAAAUAUGCAAGGUGUGGUGUAUGAAUUGAAUAGCUACAUAGAGCAGCGUCUGGAUACAGGAGGAGAUAACCAACUACUGCUGUAUGAACUGAGCAGCAUCAUUAAAAUAGCUACAAAAGCUGAUGGAUUUGCACUGUAUUUCCUGGGAGAAUGCAAUAAUAGUCUGUGUGUAUUUACACCACCAGGAGCUAAAGAAGGACAACCACGGCUCAUUCCUGCGGGGCCCAUUGCACAUGGCACUACAGUAUCUGCUUAUGUAGCCAGAUCCAGAAAAACGUUGUUAGUAAAAGAUAUUCUGAGGGAUGAGCGAUUUCCCAAAGGUACUGGACUGGAAUCAGGGACUCGUAUCCAAUCUGUUCUGUGUUUGCCAAUUGUCACUGCAAUUGGUGAUCUGAUUGGUAUCCUGGAACUUUACCGUCACUGGGGCAAGGAAGCCUUCCACCUAAGUCACCAAGAGGUAGCAACAGCAAAUCUUGCAUGGGCUUCAGUAGCAAUACAUCAAGUACAAGUGUGCCGGGGCCUUGCCAAGCAGACUGAACUGAAUGACUUCUUGCUUGAUGUAUCAAAAACUUAUUUUGAUAAUAUAGUUGCAAUAGAUUCUCUACUUGAACAUAUAAUGAUAUAUGCAAAGAACCUGGUGAAUGCAGAUAGGUGUGCACUCUUCCAGGUUGACCACAAAAAUAAGGAGCUGUAUUCAGAUCUUUUUGAUAUCGGGGAAGAAAAUGAUGGGAAACCUGUCUUCAAGAAGACCAAAGAAAUAAGAUUUUCUAUAGAAAAAGGAAUAGCUGGUCAAGUGGCGAGAACAGGAGAAGUCCUUAACAUCCCUGAUGCCUAUGCAGAUCCACGCUUUAACAGAGAAGUAGACCUCUACACAGGUUACACAACCAGAAACAUCCUGUGCAUGCCUAUUGUAAGCCGAGGAAGUGUAAUAGGAGUUGUGCAGAUGGUGAACAAAAUAAGUGGAAGUGCCUUCUCUAAAACCGAUGAGAACAACUUUAAAAUGUUUGCAGUCUUUUGUGCUUUAGCCUUACACUGUGCUAAUAUGUACCACAGAAUUCGCCAUUCAGAGUGUAUAUACCGUGUAACGAUGGAGAAGUUAUCCUACCACAGUGUUUGUACAGCAGAAGAGUGGCAAAACCUCAUGCACUGUACACUGCCUCCACAUAUUUAUAAAGAAAUUGAACUAUACCACUUUGAUAUCAGUCCCUACGAGGAUGUCUGGCCUGCCAUUUUUGUCUACAUGGUUCACCAGUCCUGUGGGACAGCCUGCUUUGAACUUGAAAAGCUGUGCCGAUUCACUAUGUCUGUAAAGAAGAAUUAUCGCCGUGUGCCCUACCACAACUGGAAGCAUGCAGUUACUGUUGCACACUGCAUGUAUGCCAUACUUCAGAACAACCAGGGCCUUUUCACUGAUCUCGAGCGAAAAGGUCUUCUAGUUGCAUGCCUGUGUCAUGACCUGGAUCACAGAGGUUACAGCAACAGCUAUCUUCAGAAAUUUGAUCACCCCUUAGCUGCUCUCUAUUCCACGUCAACAAUGGAACAGCACCACUUCUCGCAGACUGUGUCCAUCCUGCAGCUGGAAGGGCACAAUGUCUUCUCCAAUCUGAGCUCCAGUGAAUAUGAGCAAGUACUGGAGAUCAUCCGGAAAGCCAUCAUCGCUACAGACCUUGCCCUGUAUUUUGGAAACAGAAAACAGCUUGAAGAGCUGCAUCAGACAGGAGCAUUAAACCUUAAGAACCAAGCACACAGAGAUAGAGUGAUUGGUCUGAUGAUGACAGCUUGUGAUUUGUGUUCUGUAACGAAAUUGUGGCCAGUUACCAGACUGACGGCCAAUGAUAUAUAUGCGGAGUUCUGGGCUGAGGGUGAUGAAAUGAAGAAAACGGGUAUUCAACCUAUUCCUAUGAUGGACAGAGACAAAAAAGAUGAAGUCCCUCAGGGUCAGAUUGGGUUCUACAAUGCUGUAGCCAUCCCAUGUUACACCACACUUGCACAGAUCUUUCCUCCAACUGGGCCACUACUUCGAGCGUGCAGGGACAAUCUCAACCAAUGGGAGAAAGUAACAAGAGGUGAAGAAGCCUCUAUAUGGAUUCCCUCCCAGUCCCUUGCUUCUGGGACCUCAGAUUCACUUCCUGUGAAGAUCGAUGACUGAACAGCAGCAACAGAUUGCUUUAACCUGAAAAGCAUCCCUUCUUUUUGGGGGGGUUGUUUUUUGUUUUCUUUCAUUUUUAUUUGGGAAAAAAAAAAAAAGGAAAAAGAAAACCUACAAAAUGCUAGCUAAGAAGCAGAUCUGCCUAGGAAGGUAACAUUGAUGGAGUUACCUCAGCUAAAUGACUCUCUAGCAGCCAAUCUCCUGACCUACACCAGUGACACAACAUGAACAGAGGGAAAGUGACAACUCAGAUAUUUUGGAAUCAGCUAUCAAAAGAGAACUUACAACUUGUGAAUAUAAAAGACUGGCCUUAUCUUAUGGGCUACAUUGCUGAGGCCUUAAUUUAAAACUGAUGGGGAGGGGAGAAAUCUUAGGGGGUAAUUCUAAAUCAUAACUUUCUAGUAAGGGUUUCAAUGGUACUUUUAUUAUACCGUACUGUGGCUGGCUUUAACACCAGUGUCACUUGGGAGUUCUUGGCUAUAAAUAGAACAAUAUACCCAUUGCUAUUGUGAAUGUUUAUGUGUGAUCUACUUGUAAUCAGUUUGAACUCCAGCAGAAUCCUUGGAGACUAUAAUUCAUGCUUAGGUUACAGUGAAUUUUCUUGCUGCAAACAAAAGGAAAACCAACUUUCAGGUUAAAGGUUUAAAGUACUUCAUUAAGCAUCGUAAUGCAAAUUGUCUGUCACUCACAAGGCAAAUGUUGAAAGAACUAGGUGAUGGUGCUUUGUUCUUCAGAAUGAUUUAUAAACCUAGACAACUCCUCCCUUAAGAUACUGAAAGUACUGGAUAUUUAUCUCUGAUAUGAGGGAGAGUUUCAGGUUGGCGUUUUUGUAUCCAUAGUGACAAAAGUAUCAGAUUAAAAUUUAAAUGUGACACUAAAGAUUUCCUUACCUAGCUCACAAUUAAGUGAAGUCAUAAUUUUUAUUUCCACCUGCUGAGUUGUAUUUCAAAAGGUACUAGAGACAUACCUGAAAUAUCUGCUGGGAACAAAAGCCUUGUCAGAAAUGUCAGGUUUGAUAAGAGGGAUUGUGUUACCAUCACAGUAAAUCAAAAGUGUUAUUGCAUUGAUUAGCCUUUGUGUUGAACAGUAACACUGCAUGUCUUCUAGGACUCUCUUCCCCCCACCCCAAGGUGAGUGAAAUUAGGAAACUUCUCCCUUUGUCUGUUUGCUUUUUUCCUCUACUUCAGCAAAAUUUCCAAGCUUAGAACUGCCUUUCUCAAUGAAAGAAUAGCUGACUGAAGACAAGUACUCUAAAAUGCUGUGUUUACAGUUCUGUGCUGAUUUAGGCUUCAGCCUUACAAUCUUAUGCACAGGCUUUAAGACCUUAAAUUUAAUGCCACUUUUUAAAAAUUAGUGCAAUUGUACAGAAUAUGCUUCAAAAAACACUUAAUUUGCCUUCAUCAUUCUGUUUAAAAUAAUGAGAAAAAAAAUCUUCAUGUUGAUCUACACAGUAGGUGAAAACACAGUCCUCACAUACAGCCUAUUCUUUUUCACAAGUAAUACUCUUGUAGUGUUUCCAUAAAAAUACGGCCUUCUGUGUAACUGCAACAGAUAAUUGUAGUGACUUAGAACACAGGUUCUUGUUUUCCAUCUCAUGUCUGUUGAGCUGUAUUUCUCUAAUAAGCAUGCCAUCUUCUGGGUUUCGUGUAACUGACUUUGAUUCUCUGAGUUUUGCCUUCUGUUAUGGUCGAGCACAUACCAGUAUCUGUACAUGUGUACAGUAUGUGAUAUGUAAUUGCAUAAUGUAUAAAUGCACCUAAGCCUUUGCAGUACAUAGAUACCCCAGAGGUUGAAAAUUCAACAUAAAGUUAUCUUAUUUGUAUGAUACAGGUUACCUAACAGCAGCCAUGUAGUUAUUUUCAGUUUGCUUUGUGAACUCUAAAUGCAGAAAUUCAUCAUUAACCACAGCAAACUAUUUGAGAAUAAUAAUAAUAAAAAAUAGGACAGGAAACAAUUACACCAAAGUAGAAUGAAUAGUAUCUCACGCUGUGUCCUCUGCUUUACUCCUUAGCAGUUCUGUUUUAACUAAAUCUUGUAGAUGCAACCUUUCAUCCACUAAGUACUUGAGCCACAAGCCACAGUUUCUAAUAUAUACAUUAAAAUUAUCCAAAACUAUGGUGACUACAAAAAUGCUCUCUGAAAUUCAGGUACCCAAACAACUGGAUGGAACAUUUUUCCUUGAUGGUUCAAGUAUAUUUACUGUUAUUCUCCCUCUUUGAAUGCUGAUCUUAAAAGAGUUCCAAAAAUACUCCUUAUCCCUCUAUGUUAUGGAAAGCUUUUAAUUAAUCUUUUACUCACUGACAACAAAUGUAACUUCACUAGUUCUGUUACCUACCAUUGAAAGUUUUUGGCAGUAUCGCGUAAUACUUCAUGUUUUGAAGUUUGUAAGUGAACAAGAAUAGAACGUGUCAAAAAUAGAACGCUUCCCUAAAAAUUUUGCCAAAUUGGCAAUAAGUUGUUCUAUUAAUGUCUUAAGUUAAUCAGGUGUUGUUUCUAACAUAUAACUAUCCACAUCACAUAGAAUAUAUGUUUGCUAUAGAACAAUGUCUAUUAGAGAUAAAAAGUUAGGCUCCAGUAAUUGUGGUUUGGUUUGGUUUCCUGGUGUGUAAAAAGGAGAAAGGUCAUGACAAAAUGUUCCUCUUUGUUAGCACCUAGACCAACAACAAUAGCCACAAUGGGCUGUGUUUUCUAAGCAAAUUUAGUCUGUCUUAACAUUUACAGAGUGCAGAUUCUAGUAACAAGCUUAUACCUGCAUUACCAAAGUGAAAACCACCAAAAAUUAAAACUUUGAAGCUACUUUUGAAUUUCAUGCUUUGAGUACAUGUUGAGAUUUAAUGGUUCAAAAUGGUGGACAUGAAAUCACAAAUAGAGCAGUAAGACAUCUAGAUCUGUUAAGACUCCUGGCUCAUUAAGUUAAACUAUCAAAAGCCAUUCUUUGUUGCUUUUGUGUCCUGCUAAAACCAGUCUUUCCCAAGAUCAAUAAGAAUGUGUAAAAAAACCUAACAGAUCUCUCCUUUCCUAGAAGUGUUAGACUUCAUACUCCCAGAACUGCAUCAUUUUUGUUACUAAUUUCAGUUGCUUUUCCCUUCAAAAGGACUGUUUGAAGCCAUAAUUGAGCAUUUCUAAUAUCUUAUGAAAUGGUGCCUGAAAGGUAUGCACUACGUGAGAAAAAUAGUUGACGUAGCAUGAUACUAAUCUGAGAUUUUGCGUAUUUUAUUACAGCACUGACAGAAACUCCACUGUUACAAUUAAUCUAUGAGUUUUGAACCAUAGUUCAACAUUGUGCUGUAAUGGUUCAACUCAUGGCAGUAUUAUUUAUUUAUUUUAUAAGGGGCCAUUUAGUUAUUACAUUAGAGAAAGGCAAUACGGUGUUUUUUUAGAUGGGGUAUAUGGUUAAACAUUUACAUUGGAAGGGACAUGCAGUGUGGAAUUAAUCUUUUUACAUGGCACAGGUUUCUUUCAUGUGUUUAAACAGAACAGUGUGAUCAGUUUGCUGUGACUGCAUUUAGAGCAUUUAGUGUUAAAAUUGUAGGGAUAGCAAAUAGCACUAUUCAUGUUAAAAGUAGACAUUGUUAGAUGCUCAAAACAAUUAUGACCCUCUUGAAAUAAUGCAUUUGCCUCAAACACUGUGAUAUAGGAACAGUUCUGUGAAGCGGAACAAUUAAUUUGUUCAUUCUGAACACAGAAAAGGCUCUCUGCACACUACUACAAGGAAGUUCACGUUUAAACUUUUUAUAUAUCCCAAUCUAGCAAAGGCACAUCAUAACUCUUAUUUUGCUUUCUGACCAAAAACUGUGCUCGAUUGUAAUACGGGUGUAUACUCUGUCAAAUAACUUAAAAUAACAGACUGCUUUCUAGGGUAGAUCAAACUGAUUUGUUGAGUAGAUUCAUAUAUAUUCAAAAUCCAGGUUGGGCUGUUAUGUGAAGAGGAAAGAACUUCAAGGUAACAACAUUCAACUUUCUGACAUUUAGUGAGCUGAAAAUUUGUUUUAUAUAUAUAUAUAUAUUUACACACAUAUAUAUAUAUAUGAUACAUAUAAACUAUCUUUGUAAAAAAAAUACGCAAGUGCAAUAAUUUAAAGAGGUCUUAACUUUGCAUUUAUAAAUUAUAAAUACUGUACAUGGUGUGUAAUUUU